UAUUCUCGCAUAUCCAAAAUCAUGAAAGAGUUUGAGCCCUUCAGGAAGCUGUGGAUCACCACAUCUGAUUGGGUGCGUUGGCACGAGAGCUGGCUGACCGACCCCAUGAGUUCCAUCAAUGCCGAAGAACUUGAGCGUACGGUAAACGAAUCCUGGAAAACCAUGCAGAAGUCGGUGCGCUACUUCAGCAACAUUCCAGGUACUUGCACUCUAAAACACUUAACCAAGGUGAAUGUUCUGUGAAUGGAGUGUUAUGUUAAUUAUAUCUCUGAAAACAGUUAGUGCAGUACUGUUCAUCAGUGGUGCACAACCUGCAGGUCAUGGCCCCUUUGAGUUAGGGAGAUGGAUUAUGAAUCUAUUUGUAUUAGAUAAUGAAGAAAACUACUAAACGAAAUCUGUUGGUUGUUUUACAGCGGUACAAGAGGUGGCCAACAACAUCAAAAGCAACAUUGAGGACUUUAAACCUUACGUG
Molecule: messenger RNA, 472 nt
Organism: Lymnaea stagnalis (great pond snail)
Lineage: Eukaryota; Metazoa; Mollusca; Gastropoda; Lymnaeidae
Source: the annotation of a GenBank genome assembly